Molecule: messenger RNA, 561 nt
Organism: Solanum pennellii
Lineage: Eukaryota; Viridiplantae; Streptophyta; Magnoliopsida; Solanales; Solanaceae
Exons: 1
Coding region: 1-561 (186 amino acids)
Source: RefSeq, a predicted model, not a curated record
AUGAAUGCUCAGCAAAAUGUGGAACAAGUCCAGCAACUACAAAGGAAGAAUAAAGGGGUGAUCAGGCUACUUUAUGAUCACAUGAUGGGAGAUCAACAAAAGCCAAUAUGGACCUGUCUUAUGUUCAACAAUGCUGCAAGGCCAAAAGCAUAUUUCACAAUGUGGAUCAUGAUGAAUCAAAGGCUAGUAACAGUGGAUAGACUGGCACAGUGGGGAAUUGAAGUAGAGAAGACUUGUGUGCUGUGCAAGAAUGAUGAAGAAACUGCAGAGAAUUUGUUUAUACAAUGUAGUUUUGCAAGAAGACUAUGGGGGAGACUGUUAAGUUGGAUAGGAAAGCAAACUGAUGUUCCAAUGACCUGGGAGCAUUUUGUUCAAUGGUGCAUUCUACAUGGAAAAGGAAAGAGAACAGAAGCACAGAAGUUCAAGACUAUACCUGCUGAAGGCAUCUAUGGACUGUGGAUGGAGAGAAAUAGUAGAAUCUUUGAACACAAGAGUAGAAAUGAGGAUCAACUUGUUAAAGAGAUAGCUACAAAACUAUUGUUAGAACCUCUUCUAGAUUGA